UUUGUCUUGGAGGGACUACAAUUGCUCUUCUAUUGCGAGUGCCUUCUGCUGGCUGAGUACGUUGAGUGUGUCGUGCCUCUCCUCCUCGUGACCUACAAGGAAAUCCUUCGGCAGCUGCCCAACGCCAUUUACUACCCGGAUGGAGUAGGAAUCUGGGGUACAAGUGCAAUAGCGAACACGUUGGCGUUCGCAGCACUGGAGGCUGGGUCACUGCUGCUGUUACUAUAUUUCCUGCAGCGCAAGUUUGUAUUUUCGCCGCUGUAUCAGCUUGCAUUCGUGCUCGAGACACAGAUGUACGUUAUCCAAGCAAGCUUAUUCCUUCAGAUUGUGGUUCAGCUGCAGUAUGAGCUCGCACAUUUAGGUAAGUGGUGCCCGUACCUGCAUCUGCGAUGA
This is a messenger RNA of Phytophthora sojae, 393 nucleotides long. RefSeq lists its product as hypothetical. The annotation marks the transcript as partial. The transcript has a single exon. Lineage: Eukaryota; Oomycota; Peronosporomycetes; Peronosporales; Peronosporaceae. The record is from RefSeq and is a predicted model, not a curated record.